AUGAGCUUGGAUGACGAUCAAGGAACACUUCUUGUUCAAUGCGUAUGUUGUGCUAUUCGUGUACAUAUUAAAUGCUACGGUGUGAGUAUCGUGGACGGUGAUACAUCCUCAUGGCUUUGUCAAGCUUGUGAGUCAGCUGCUUCAGAUCCAUCGCCACGCCCGAAACCACAAUGCGCUGUGUGUCCCAUUGCGGGUGGCGCAUUGCGGCUUACGGACCAGUGCGAUGUAUGGUGUCAUGUUCUUUGUCUCAAUUGGAUACCAGAGCUGUACCAUAGCUUGACAGGUGCCAUGGAUGAGGCUGUGCAAAUCGCACUACUGGAUAAGAGUCGCAGCACUUUACGCUGUCUCAUCUGUGGACUGCGCGGUGGAUGUAUACAAUGUGUCAGCGGGCGUUGCGCCAAGGCAUUUCAUGUGCUCUGCGCGUUCCGUGCGCCAUCAAGUAUACUCUUUACAGGUUACAAUUUACAGAAUCAGCAGGUCUAUCACUGCAGGACGCAUCUAUCUGAUGUGGAUUCAACCAAGUUUGAAAUGGUUGACAAUUCGUGGCGUACACUACCCGAAGUCCAGCAAUACGUCGAUGCGCAUCCAAAGACAUCCGAACCAAAGUGUCGGUUUUGUGGAAAUAAAGUAACAUUGCCAAAUAAAGACGCACACGAGACACAGUGUCUACUUGGAUGGAAAGCACGUUCUGAUGCUCACAAAAGAAAGCAAGAGCUACAUCGAUUAGGAGCAAAGGCUGCUGAAAUCUCUUAUGUGCUUCAUGACAAAUCGCCAGGCAAGAAACGAGGGGGCAAGACAAACGGAUCAAGUAGUCCUGAAGCACGCAAAGAUUUACGGAAUGGACAUGGCAAGUGGAAGCGACAGGAAGCGUCGAUGCGGCCAUGUCCAGAGUGUAAAGAAGAGAUCAAACAGACAUUGAUGAUGGGGCAUUUGAGAAAUAGCUGUCCUAAGCGGCGAAAAGCCAUGAAGCGCAAGAUGCCACACCGCAAUGGCUUGCACGAAGAUAUCGAGGGAACGGACAUGACAGAUGUUUUGUUUGCUUCUUGGCCAGGACAAAGUAGUGGUGCGCCUAUGGAUUCAACGCACUUUUGGAAGGUGGUAGACCGACAUUUUUACAACAGCAGCAUUUUAGAGAAAAAGCGGAUGGGACAACUGUCGAAAAAUUUAUGUGGUGUUAGAUUAGAAGACCUGGCUAAAGCAGCACGUCGAAGGCCUUUGCAGGCGUCGGAUAUUCAUUGUCGAGAUACAAUACGCUUGGAACGGGAGGCCGAGGAUCCAUCGCAGACGCUGAUGUUGAAGAAGUGUACGCACAAGUGCGAUUUUUUGAUGCGAACCAGUCAUUGUCGAUGUUUGAGCGAUCCUCUGGCUGAGCCUAUGAUUGCAAUUCGCCCUUAUUUUAAGUGUAAUCAAGUAAUUGAAUCGGAUACUGCGGUUGUGUUGGACGGCGCCGAAGCGACGAUGUGGGUCCGAUUUAUGAAUGGAGAAAACAAAAUCAUUAAUUGUAAAUACUCGAUGCGUGUUGCCCGGGAUGCCGAGUUAAUGAAUCGACAUGCAGCGGAGAAUGGAACAUUCGCAACGACCUUUCAGCAUGAUGCCGUUUCGACACUGACCGGAUUUGAUAUGCAAACAAAAAGAGCUCCUCUGGCAAAUGAGAACAAGUUGCUUAUCUCGCUCGACACCUGUAGUGAAGUAAAAGAAGCAUUACCUAACAAUGAUCCGGAGACUUCGCCUCAAGAGCUCCCCAUAGAUAUCUUUUCUAACAAUUCUCCAAUGACUGAUGAAUUUACACCUGCGAUCAAUCUUCUCAUGGAACAUCACAAAGACACAACAGAGCAAAAUCGCUAUUGUAUUCGUAUGUUGUAUAAGAAGCUGCAAAUUGAGGAAAGCCAAAAUAGUAAGUUCCGGCUACUAUCACAGAUGACCGACUCAUACUAUACUGAGUUUGCUGCGUGGAAACGACUAUGUUUAAGCUUAGUAUCAGGCUUCACCUUUGGAGAAGAAAACAAUUCAUACCAUGUUGACAGCGACGAGCAAGAGGAGCUUACAGAAGACGAGGAUGACACAGUUGAUGACGGAACGUGCGUCGUGUGUUUCGAUGGCCAGUCACCUGAAACAAACCCAAUCAUUUUUUGUGAUCGUUGCGAACUUGCGGUUCACCAGCGCUGUUACGGAAUGGCUAAAGUACCUAGCAGUGAAUUCAUUUGCGAUCGAUGUCGAUCCACACACGAAGGACAUGAUCCAGCCAUCGAUGUGUUUUGUCAACUCUGUUCUUUAGGGGAUGGUGCAUUUAAACGUACUGUUGACGGCAAAUGGGUGCAUAUAGUAUGUGCGUUGUGGUGUCCAAAAGUUUGGAUUGGAAACCUGUCUGAAUUGUCGGAGAUAAGCCUCGUUGGUCCGCUAAAUCAAGCUCGGUUUAUCAACCCGGUUGAAGAUAUCGACGCGAAAUUUGCUCAAGCUUUGGGCAGAUCACAUAUUUGUUCGCGACAUGAUGAGGUCCACACUUUGGAGCUGGGAAGUCUGUGUGUGCACUGUCGAGUUGCCUGUGGACGCACGAUACAAUGCUGUCACCAAGGAUGCUCCACGUCGUUUCAUCCGCUUUGUGGAUGGUUUGACGGGUUACCUAUGACGAUUUCUCUUCGAGACGAGCGAUAUAUGUACGCCGGCGGUGGAGCUGGAUUGCACUUUCAACUUUUUUGCUCAAAUCAUUUGCCGAAAGAUUAUUCUACGUCAGAUCAGACUACGAUGAGACGUCGGCGAGCGCGAUUUCGCAUCGACUCGUAUUUUGUCAUGCGAAACAAAGUCAACUUCAGUAGCGCCGCGAACAAAAAUGCAGACGACGAGUCGUCCUUGUUGUCCGGAUCGAUUGUCCAGGCAGUGCUUUCGGCAGAAAAGAAGGCAUGCGGAACCGGAGUAAAUUCUACUGCAACCGAUUGGACAGAUAUGACGGUCUGUUCGGCGUGCUUUGAAUACUGUGCACCGAUUGUUGGCAUGCUCACUGACGUCAACAUGCUGCACCGAAGGCAAUUUAUGAUUCGCUGUCAGUAUUGCAAUAUUUACAUCCAUCCCGAGUGCUGCAUAUCUGACAUCGGAUCAUCUGCCUCAAUAUUUCAAAGUAACUGGAUCUGUGAGCGUUGUACACAAACUGGGGGCAUCGAUGUGCCAGGAUGCAUCGUUUGUGCAAAAGUGACCGAUUACUUGAUGCCGUGCGUGAACCCUGCUGUCGCGACGACCCUGUCAAAUGGAAAAAAUCCGUCAGGCUUAAAAAUAACAUGGAAUGGUGAGCAGCAUUCUUGGUUACAUGCUCAUCAGAGUAUCCAGCAACAGCAGCAAAAUUCGAUAGAUGUAAAUAGAAGUAGUAUUGCCUUUCAGCCUCGGGCACAGGAAAGCGUAGGAAUGGCAUCUAAGCCUGCGGAAAGCCGAUGGAUUCACGUCUACUGCGGCAAGUGGCAGAAGGUGAAGACGGUCAAGAGGCAUCAUAUGCUUUGUGCGUAUGCUUCAACUUUUAAAUUGGAUGGUGCGGCCUCCCGAUGCGAGCUUUGUGACAAGAGAGAGGGAGUGCUGGCAAGUUGCACUUACUGUCAUCGUCGCUUUCAUCCGAUUUGUGCCGCCCAGAAGAAACUCUAUUGCGCUCGCUCAAAUCGCACCGAAUGGAAGUUUUAUUGUGAAAAUCAUCCACCACCAGAUGCAGCAUUCGAUUCAAAUCGCCAAUCAUGGAUCACUCAGGAAAUCCUUGGUCAAUUACAGGAUUUGCGGCAAUCACUUGAGCGGGGUCGAAUGUUGCUAGAAAUGGCCCGUCAACGAGAUCGCCAACAUAAACGGCUAUUAAACCUGUGUAAGCUACCACUUAUGGAGACCUCUAUUGAAGUGGUGCUAAAAAAGCGACCAAGCCCUCAAAUGAAGGAAAUUUAUCAUGAUCUCACAGGAGAAGUGUUGACUGACGUACCGCAUCGUCCUAAUGCACCACGUAAUUCGCGCAGUCGCGUCAAAACUAGUCAGCGAGUUGUGGGUGAUGAUCGAACUUCUAAUGUAGCAAAGGAAUUUGCUACACCACCAGAACGACGUCUUAAGCGUCAAAGAACACGAAGUGAUUCUAACGAAUCGAUUCAUAGUGAUCACAAUGCACGUCGGAGCUCUAGGCGAAAGUCUAUACGCUUUAACCAAGAGAGCUUUAUUUAUGAGGGCAAAGCAAGCGAAGAGGAUGACCUUGAGGCUUUCGAGACAAUAUGGACAAAUCUUGUGGUGCCGCAAAAAUUUGAUGCGUUUGAUUUUGUUGUCGCGAAGCAUUUUCCUGAACUAAUGGAUUAA
This is a messenger RNA of Plasmopara halstedii, 4305 nucleotides long. RefSeq names its product kinesin-like protein. The coding region runs from base 1 to 4305 and encodes 1434 amino acids. The transcript has 2 exons. The record is from RefSeq and is a predicted model, not a curated record. Gene Ontology annotation, biological process: regulation of transcription by RNA polymerase II. NCBI's taxonomy places the organism in Eukaryota, Oomycota, Peronosporomycetes, Peronosporales, Peronosporaceae.